This is a messenger RNA of Solea senegalensis (Senegalese sole), 6503 nucleotides long. RefSeq names its product alpha-tectorin-like. The transcript has 25 exons. Gene Ontology annotation, biological process: cell-matrix adhesion. Bases 43 to 6273 code for a protein of 2076 amino acids. Gene Ontology annotation, molecular function: protein binding. Lineage: Eukaryota; Metazoa; Chordata; Actinopteri; Pleuronectiformes; Soleidae. The record is from RefSeq and is a predicted model, not a curated record.
ACAGCAGUGUUUGGAGCAGGUUUGAAAUUUGAGCUUUACAAAAUGGCAAAUCAAAUGCUGUUGCCGCUGCUGCUUUUGGUGAUGAUAAGUACGGUGACACCUCAAGCUUCGGGGCCCCUGUACACAGUCACUGGUACACUAAGCUCUCGAUCAGACGAUGGAAGUUCACCUCGGAUUGCCCUGCAGCGAGCCUUUCCCUACUUCGGACGGUCGUAUAAUCAGAUUUAUGUGAACCACAACGGACACCUGACCUUCAAUACUUCAUUCAGCCACUACGUACCGCAACGGUUUCCAAUUCGUGGAACCAAAGACAUCAUUGCUCCCAUGUGGACAGAUUUGGACAACAGGGGUAGCGGUUACAUCUACUACGUUCAAUACACUUCCGGCAGCGUCCUCCAACAAGCUACGCGAGACAUUAACACCUACUUUCCAAGACUGAGCUUUACUGCCCAGUGGGUCUUCGUUGCAACAUGGUAUCAAGUGGCCUAUUUCUCGAGAAGUGGCACACAAUCAACAGCCCAAGCAGUCCUCAUCUCCGGUGGCAGGCACUCGUUUGUGUUGAUGAACUAUGGGCCGAUAGCUGACACAAGACACAAUAUCCAGGCUGGAUAUGACACAAUACAUUCUUCACACCAUUUUACCAUCAAUGGAUCAUUCACUUCAAGUGCAACAGGCACUAAUUCGCUUUUCCGCACGCAAAGCAAUGUAAAUGUACCUGGACGCUGGGCCUUCCAAACAGACCAUGGUUCAAGAGGAUGCACUUAUGAAGGUGAACCUUUGCAGGUCGGAGACUCAUUCUGGACUGACAGCACCUGUGCACAGAAGUGCACCUGUACCUCAGCUGGCCUGCAGUGUUCCAGUCAACCCUGCGGCUUUUCCCAAAUCUGCCGACCAACUACGUUUCAGUUUGCCUGCAGGACAGUGCGGAGACGCACCUGCGUCGUCAGUGGUGAUCCUCAUUACUACACCUUUGAUGGGGGCUUGUUUCAUUUUCAGGGGACAUGCACGUAUGUUCUCUCAGAACAAUGUGGUCCUGAGUUGCCCUACUAUCGUGUGGAGGGCAAAAAUGAGCACCGGGGAAGCACGCGAGUCUCUUGGACAAAACUGGUUCGAGUGGUCGUUUACAAUCAAACUAUUGAGCUCGUCAAAGGACACCGUGGGAGGGCUAAGGUCAAUGGAAACUUUGCAUCCACUCCAUUCUCUCUAAGCAAUGGCACUGUCCAGGUUUAUCAGUCAGGAUUUGCUGUGGUCAUCAGUGCAGACUUUGGCUUGGAGGUGUCUUAUGAUGCAUAUCAUUAUGUCAGAAUCAGUGUGCCCUACACUUACCAGAAUGGUACCUGUGGCCUUUGUGGAACCUUCACCAACAACCAGAGCGAUGAUUUCAGAACUCGCAGUGGAGAAAUUGUGACCUCUGAUGUGGUUUUUGGCAACAGCUGGCGAGUACCAGGAGACACUGAGGUUGGCUGUGAGGUCCAAUGCAGAGGUCUGGACUGUGCUUCCUGUUCUGCACAGCAGACAGCUUUAUACAGCAACGCAGAUCAUUGCGGUAUCCUGCGAGACCCCUCUGGACCAUUUGCUGCAUGCAAUCGAACCCUUUCACCAGAGCACGCUGUCCAGAGUUGUGUGUAUGAUCUGUGUGUUGGAGGAGGGUACCAGCCCGUUCUAUGUCAAGCCCUUCACGUUUAUGCAAGUCAGUGUCAGCGGAAUGGCAUCCAGUUGCCAAGCUGGAGGAGACAGGGCUUCUGUGAAAUCCCCUGCCCAGCCAACAGCCAUUUUGAGCCCCAAGGAACAGGAUGUCCAGCUACUUGUGUCAAUCCCAAUUCCACCAACAAUUGCCCUCUCCCUGCCCAGGAGAGCUGCAUCUGCAAUUCAGGCUACAUCCUUAGUGCUGGGGUCUGUGUCCCUAAUGCCGAUUGUGGCUGCAACUUUGAGGGUCAAUACUACAGCUCUGGAGAAACCGUGAUCCUAGGUGAUGACUGUGGGAGACGUUGCAGCUGCCGGAUAGGCACCAUGACCUGUCACUCGCAUAGUUGUGGUCCACUUGAAUCAUGUAGGGUGGAGGAAGGAGAAAGAGGAUGCAGACCUAACAGCUAUGCAACGUGCUGGAUAAGGGGCCCAGGGUCAUAUCAUACAUUUGAUGGACUGACAUACCAGUAUCCUGGAGCAUGUCGCCUGACUCUUGCCAAGGCAAUGGGCUUGUUAAGUCACCCUCACUUUAUGGUAACGGCAGAAAAAGUGCCCAGAGGCCACCAGAGUUUUGCCAGGUUACUCAAAUUUGAGGCAGAGGGAACACAUGUCUCCAUUGAGAUGGCAAAUCAAAGCACAGUUCAGGUUGACGGUCAGCUGAUCAAACUACCUUUCAACUCAGCAUCAAACCGCAUCCAAAUCUAUCAUACCAGCACCUACAGCAUCAUCAUCCGCACCUCCUUUGGUGUGACUGUGCAGACAGUCUGGCCUCACUUUGUGCGCGUCACUGCACCUGGUGUCUACAAUGGUUCACUGGGGGGACUCUGUGGUAACUACAAUGGUCACUCAUAUGAUGACUUCCGCACACCCAAUGGCGUUCUGGUCAACAGCUCUCAGGCCUUUGGAGACAGCUGGCGAGAUGGUUCCCUUUCUGCACACUGUGUAGAACGUGUACAUGAUAAUUCCAGGACAAAUUUCACCUCUCAUGAGUACUGUGGAAUUAUUGGCUCACGAGAUGGGCCGUUUACCCAGUGUUGGCCCAUGGUAGACCCACAGCAGUAUAUGGAAGUGUGCACGGAGACCCUUACAGCCACUAGAGAUCCAGCGUCAGCCAGAUGUGAGGUCCUACGAGACUACGUACUAAUGUGUCAACAGAAAGGUGUAACCUUGCAGCACUGGAGGAAUGUUACUGGCUGUGCACAAGCUUGCCCCCUAAACAGCCACUAUGCACUUUGUGAAAGUCCUUGUCCCUCCACCUGCCCCAGCCUCUCUUUCCCCUUCACCUGUGACACUGUGUGCCAGGAGGGAUGCCAGUGCGAUAGUGGUUUCAUCCUCAAUGGCAACCAGUGUGUGCCGCCAACAUCUUGUGGAUGCAAUUACAACGGACGCUAUCGUCAAAGUGGUGAACAGUUCUGGGAUGGUGAGGAAUGUCAGAGGUCAUGUAGCUGUAAUGGGACAACUGGGAUAGUGCACUGCACUGCAAGUUCCUGUGGGCCCCAAGAGUCUUGCCGUGUGGUGGGGGGUGACUUUGGUUGCCAUUCCAAUCCUCAUGGUACCUGCUCUGCUUCUGGAGACCCCCACUACCUUACAUUUGAUCGUAAGGCCUAUGACUUCCAAGGAACCUGCCGCUAUGUUCUAGCAACCCUCUGUAAUGACACAGGCAGACUUCAACAAUUUUCAGUGGAAGCCAAGAACGAGCAAUGGAAUGGAUUGACAGUUUCAGUCACAUCUGAUGUUUUUGUCAAUGUGUUGGGCUACCAAAUGCACAUGUCUAGAGACAGGAGAGGUGUGGUUGAGAUAAAUGGAAUAACUGCAAAUCUGCCAGUUCUCCUGAGUGGAAAUGUGUCUGUCUUUGCAAGUGGAUCUCGCACAUUUAUAAAUGCCGACUUUGGCCUCAGUGUCACAUACGAUGGAUGGAGUACAGUGUCCAUCUCAGUGCCACCAAAUUACAGAGGACACACAUGUGGACUGUGUGGGAACUUCAAUGGGAACGUGAAUGAUGACUUCCGCACCCCAUCUGGCUCAAUUGUCACCACUCCAGAUGAAUUUGGAACAGCUUGGAAGGUAGCAGGUAACUACACCUGUAGUGACGGCUGUGGUUCUUCAUGCCCUCGGUGCACCAACGAUCUCCCUGCUAGAAUUCAGUGUGAAGUGAUCAAAGCUACCAACGGCCCCUUCAGCUUCUGCCACGAGGAGGUGGAACCGACACCAUAUUUCAACGACUGUGUGUUUGACAUUUGCGUGUCGGGGGGAAAUCGGGGCAACGAUAUUCUGUGCAGGUCCAUUCAAGCAUAUGUCAGUGCCUGUCAAUCAGCCAAUGUUCGAAUCUACCCUUGGAGACAGAACACCACGUGCGGCCUGAGCUGUCCAGCCAACAGUCAUUAUGAGCUGUGUGGUACCGACUGUGGCCACACCUGUGCCAGCAGUGUUGAUGCCACCUGUGAGCAGGUUUGCUCUGAGGGUUGCUUCUGUGAUGAGGGCUUCCUCAGGAGUGGAACAACGUGUGUCCCUGUGGAAGACUGUGGCUGCCAAUAUGAUGGCUUCUACUACAAUGCUGGUGAGUCCUUUUGGACAGAGAGUUGCUCUGAGCGAUGUGAAUGUCACGCCCCCAACGACCUGCGCUGCUCCUCCGCAUCUUGCACGCCUGCACAAGAGUGCAACAUCAGAGAGGGCAAUCUGGGCUGCUUUGAUGCAAUGACUACCUGCACUGUAUGGGGGGACCCACACUAUGUCACCUUUGACGGAGCACUGGCUCAUUUCCAGGGCACAUGCUCUUACAUCAUCACUGAGAGCCGCGGCACUAGUAGCAACCAGUUUAAGGUUGCAGCCACCAACAAGCACCGCGGCAACAACCAUGUGUCGUUUGUGUCAGCAGUAGAUAUACAUCUGUUAAAUCAAACAGACAAUGUAUAUGUAAGGAUUGGAUCCAACAAAAUUGUAACAGUAAAUGGAAGUGAAGUAUCUCUUCCCCUAAACGUAGCCAACUUUGCAAGGGUUUCAAGGCAGGGAAGCUACGUAGUGGUCGAUGCCAAUGACAUGGUCGUCCAGUUUGAUGGCAGAAGUACACUACUGGUCAGAGUUAGCCAAAUUUAUCGAAACAGAGUCUCGGGGAUGUGUGGAAAUUUCAACAAUAAUCCUGCAGAUGACAAAGUCUUGCCAAAUGGGACUCUGGCACGAGAUGAUUAUGAGUUUGGGCACAGCUGGAAGGCACCCACAAGCCAACCACGAUGCGGACUGACUGAUCAACGGAAUGAUGAUGGACUGAACAACUGCAUCUACAGGGAAGAAUACACUGCACUCUGCAGCGUCAUUACAAACACAACAGGCCCGUUCAGCGCCUGCCACCUGCACUCUGACCCACAACCGUUUUUCACUUCCUGCGUCUAUGAUCUCUGCCUCUACACUCCGGCCAAUGGCAUGCUGUGUAGUGCCAUCUCAGCCUAUGAGAGAACAUGCUCAGUGUUGGGUUUGGACAUCCCUGAGUGGCGCCCGGCUUUGCACUGCGCUGAGUCGGACCCCUGUGAAAACUUGAACUGCACAGAGUAUGAGUGGUGUGGCGAGAAGGACGGCGUGUACGGCUGCUUCUGUGACGAACACCAUCAUAGGGCCAACAAUGAGAGCUAUGACUCUUCAAUCACUUGUGCCAGUAGCACAGGCACCAUGUCUGUGUCCCGCUGCCAGCUGUUUGAGGCUGGCUUCCACUCCAGCGCACUCCAUCUCCAAGACCACUCCUGUCGAGGUACCAUCGAGGACGGUCGACUGGUGUUCCAAUUUAACAAUGAUGCCGAGCUGUGCGGGACGGUUCUCAAGAGCAACGGAAGCCAUUUCAUGUAUGAGAAUGUCAUCCAGGGUGACGUAGAUCCUCACGAUGAUCAGCCUCUGAUCAGCCGCCAAAGGAAUAUCCAUCUCCGUUUCUGCUGUGAAUACCCUCUGUAUCAGGCCCUGUCUAUGGAUGUGGGCAUCAACCCUGUAGAAAGCAUCGUGAGCAAGAAGCUUCCAGCCGGCGAGGGCCGCUAUCGAAUCAGAAUGAUCCCCUUCCUAGAUUCCAGCUUCCUCUUUCCGCUCAGCACUAGCAGCAGCAUUGAAACGGAAAUAGACCAAAGGUUGUACAUUGAGGUGCGAAUAGAAGGCGUCGACGAGCGUCAGAUUUCUAGCGUUCUGCAAAACUGUUGGGCCACACCAGUAAACUCGGCCAACUACCCUGUGAAGUGGUAUCUCCUUCAGGACGAGUGUCCUAAUCCAGCAGAUGGCACAGUAGAGCUGCAUCAGAACGGCGUCUCCACCGUGUCCCGCUUCUCCUUCAACAUGUUCACUUUCUCCAACUUCUCGUCCAUCUACCUGCACUGUAACGUCCAUCUUUGUCUUCAGAGACACAACAACUGCACAGCUCACUGCUACCCGGGUCACCACAGACGUGUUGAGAGGGAUGUGUCCUCUGAAGAUAUGACAAGCAUCUCAGUCGGACCACUACAAAGGAGGACAACCAGGGAAGUGCGAGUCAUCGGGCUUGCAAACCACGGCCCAGGCCAGGUGACCCCAUUGUUGACCCUGCUCAUCAGUUUCCUGGUGGCCAAAGUUCUGAUCUGAGAGGACCAAAGAUGGUGAUUGUGAUUGUUUUUGUGAGGUUCAAGGUUCAUUUAUUUGUGUUUCCAGCCAUAUCCAUCAAUAAAAAUCAGUCAUGUGUAUUUGUGUUCACAACUUUGCAAUAGUAGGGGGCACUAAUGUUUUACAUAUCGUUAGUAAAUGAGUGUGUUUUCUCUUGUUGGGAUUCUUAUAAUCAAAUCAAGUGUGUGAUUAACAUUAAAAUUGUAAAUCAA